Pungitius pungitius (ninespine stickleback) is the source of this 1846-nucleotide messenger RNA. RefSeq names its product rhodopsin-like. The transcript has 5 exons. The record is from RefSeq and is a predicted model, not a curated record. Gene Ontology annotation, molecular function: G protein-coupled photoreceptor activity. NCBI's taxonomy places the organism in Eukaryota, Metazoa, Chordata, Actinopteri, Perciformes, Gasterosteidae. The coding region runs from base 291 to 1355 and encodes 354 amino acids. Gene Ontology annotation, cellular component: plasma membrane; photoreceptor outer segment. Gene Ontology annotation, biological process: G protein-coupled receptor signaling pathway; phototransduction; cellular response to light stimulus.
GGGGGGGAGAGAGAGCGUCUUAAUUCCAUCUCUGCUAACACUUCGCUCCAAUAAUCCCCCCGGCUUGUUAAAAGGUGCUGCAUCACUUCGGGGGGCUCCAGAAUCUUACAUCUUACUUCCAAAGGAUCCAUCCUCUCCCAGCUGUCCUCUUUCUCUCUCUCUCUCUCUUUCUCUCUCUCUCUCUCUCUGUCUCUCUGUCUUCCCCAUUUUCACUGCACGGCUGGUCACAGGUGGUUUCAUCUAGCGUCGAGGUCUCUCGGGACAAAAGACGAAGUCACCGAACGUCAGCCAUGAACGGCACAGAAGGACCCGACUUUUAUGUCCCCAUGUCCAACAGGACCGGCGUGGUCCGCAGCCCGUUCGAGUUCCCCCAGUACUACCUGGCCGAGCCCUGGAAGUACUCCCUCCUGGCGGCGUACAUGCUGUUCCUCAUCGCCACCGCCUUCCCCGUCAACUUCCUGACGCUCUACGUCACGGUCAGAAACAAGAAGCUGAGGAACCCUCUGAACUUUGUGCUGCUCAACCUGGCGGUGGCCGACCUCUUCAUGAUCGUGGGGGGCUUCACGGUGACGCUCUUCACCGCCCUGAACGGGUACUUCAUCUUAGGGGUCACCGGCUGCAACGUGGAAGGUUUCUUCGCCACGUUGGGAGGAGAGAUCGCUCUGUGGUCUCUGGUGGUCUUGGCCAUAGAGCGCUACGUUGUGGUCUGCAAGCCGAUGAGCAACUUCCGCUUCGGGGAGAAACACGCCAUCGGCGGCCUGCUGUUCACGUGGGUCAUGGCCAUGACCUGCGCUGCUCCCCCUCUGCUCGGGUGGUCCCGGUACAUCCCGGAGGGGAUGCAGUGCUCCUGUGGGAUCGACUACUACACCCCGAAGCCCGAGAUCCACAACACCUCGUUCGUCAUCUACAUGUUCGUGCUCCAUUUCACCAUCCCCCUCGUCAUCAUCUUCUUCUGCUACGGUCGGCUUCUCUGCACUGUGCGAGCGGCUGCAGCUCUGCAGCAAGAGUCUGAAACCACCCAGCGGGCGGAGAGAGAGGUGACUCGUAUGGUUAUCGUCAUGGUGAUCUCCUUCCUGGUGUGCUGGGUGCCCUACGCCACGGUGGCCUGGUACAUCUUCGCCAACCGAGGAACCGAGUUCGGACCCGUGUUCAUGACCGUGCCGGCCUUCUUCGCCAAGAGUUCUGCUCUGUACAACCCAGUCAUCUACAUCCUGCUCAACAGACAGUUUAGAAACUGCAUGAUCGUCACUAUCUUCUGUGGGAAAAAUCCUUUUGGAGACGACGAUGGCACCACCGUCUCCACCUCCAAAACUCAGACUUCGUCCAUCUCAUCCAGCCAGGUGGCCCCGGCUUGAUGUCUCAUCUGUCCUCGCUCGCCUCGGGACCUGCCACCGCCGAGCAGCAGCGUGCUCCACAGGCCGAUCCUCUUGACUCUCUCCGUGUUGUCUGCGCUGCACCGGCACAACCCCACAAUCGCUGGGACUGACAAAACUCAACAGCCAACAUGUGUAUUUCCAAUCCAUUUAAUCAUGGAACGUGUUCAGCUGGCUGCACAGAGUGGAACCUGGCAUAAAGGGGGGGGGGGGGUCGCCCAUGUGAUUAUCCAGCUGACCGCAUUCCAAGCUCCCCACAACCCAAACACUCACCAGUUCAUCCACAUCGAUUCUUGUUCCAAGUCAUUUCAGCUAUAUGUCCCCAUUAUGCGCUUCACAAAUGCAUAUUAGUUAAUUUAUUUCUUUAUGUAUAUGUACAUAUUUAAUUUUUAAGGCAUCUGGUAGGUCUGUCCUCUGGUCUUUAUGGUGUUGAAGCUGGGGUUGUUGGCUCUGGGCAUCGACUGAGUGUAAAC